Prosopis cineraria is the source of this 1315-nucleotide messenger RNA. RefSeq names its product amino acid transporter AVT3C. Gene Ontology annotation, biological process: amino acid transmembrane transport. Gene Ontology annotation, molecular function: amino acid transmembrane transporter activity. The record is from RefSeq and is a predicted model, not a curated record. Gene Ontology annotation, cellular component: vacuolar membrane. Lineage: Eukaryota; Viridiplantae; Streptophyta; Magnoliopsida; Fabales; Fabaceae.
AUGCUUUCUAAUUUCUUUUGUUUGCCUAACAUCGUGGUAGUAGAGGGCAAUCCUGUAGGGUUUAACAAGGAAACAAAUUCAUCAUCAUAUUCCUUACAACCAUGCCCUCAUGAAGACACUCCUCUUAUUAUUGAAGCAUCCUCUAUCUCCUCUAAUUUGAAGACCUUCGUGAACAUCUUCAUCUAUAUCAUCAAUGCUAGCAUCCUAAGUCUCCCUUAUUACUUCAAGAGAACUGGCUAGAUCAUAAGCCUACUCAUGCUCUUCACCAUUACCAUUCUCACCAACUACUACAUGAUGCUUUUAGUCUACACUCGUCGUGAACUCGAUUCCUAUGGGUUCUUUAACAUCAAUUCCUUUAGUGAUAUGUUCGCUAUUUAUGGGCUUAUAGGGAGAUUCUCCAUCGACGCCAUGAUCUUCCUUUCUCAAGAUGGGUUUUGGGUGAGCUACCUCAUUUUUAUAACCAAUACAUCAGUUUAUCUUGUUGGCCAUGCAGCCUUAACCUAUUUUGGAUUUCACACCAAGGGUUUCUUUCUAUAGGGUUGUUUUCCUUUUCAAAUGGGGUUGAAUUUGAUUCUAACUUUAACCCAUUUGGCUCCUCUGAGCAUUUUUAUUGACACAAUUGAUAUUGCUGCCAAGAGUGUGGUAAUGGUGGAAGAUGUGCUCACCUUUAUGAAUAAUAGACCUACUUUUGAGGCUUUUGAAGACUUCUCCUUACUAUUAUAUGGUCUAGGCGUGGCUAUCUAUACAUUUAAAGGAAUAGGAAUGGUUUUGCUAUUGGAAUCAAAGGCUAAAGAAGAGAAAUUUGGGAGUGUUUUAGGCUUGGGCAUGAUAAUCAUUUCUCUAUUGUUUAGAGCGUUUAGAGUUUUAGGUUACUUUGCUUUUGGGAAAACAAAAGAUAUUGUCACGAUGAAUCAAGGAAAAGGUUUAGUAAGCACUUUGGUGCUGUUGGGUUUGUGUAUAAACCUAUUCAUCAUGUUUCCAUUGAUGAUGAAUCCAGUUCAUGAAAUGAUAGAUAGAAGCUUCUGUCAAAAAAGGUUUUGUUUAAUUAUGAGGUGGAUGAGGCGGUUGGGGGUAAGCUUGGUAGCCCUGACGGUGCCCAGUUUUGCAGAUUUUCUGUCUCUGGUAGGAAGCAGCGUUUGUGUCGUCCUAAGCUUCGUGUUUCCCGCCCUGUUUCACUGCCCGGCGUUCAAGGAAGAGCUGGUUUGGGGUUGUAUAGUUCUAGACGAAGCAAUCGUGGUUCUUGGUUUCGCAGUGGCCAUCACCGGAACCUGUUCAUUGUUAAGGGAGAUUCUUGCCCCCAAGGCCUGCACUUGAU